Molecule: messenger RNA, 2751 nt
Organism: Cladocopium goreaui
Lineage: Eukaryota; Dinophyceae; Suessiales; Symbiodiniaceae
Source: the annotation of a GenBank genome assembly
AUGGCCGAGGAUGACGAUGGGAAGAACAAAGGAUUUCGAUGUCUUCCCUUUUUGUACAGUUAUUGGCCGACCUUGCUGCGACUUCUACUGGUGGCCCUGGGAGCCCUGCUGCUCUUAGCAGUGGCUCUGAGAAGAUGGUAUGGAAUGGAAACCGAGAAUGUGAUUUACAAAGCCUCCAACAGCGGGCUGGACAUGGGCAUCAUGAACAGCCUCCGCGGCUUUGGUGGCGACGAGUUCCACUACCACCCCUUCGUCCCCGCCGUGGACGACGCUGCGGACGCUGCGAACGGCAACGGCCCGGAGGCUGACGCGCUGGGAACGGCGGUGACGCUGGGAACGGUGGAGGAAGAGGCGCCCGCUUCGGCGUUAGAGGCGGUGGAUUGGGAUGCGGGGAAUGGAAACCAGGAGGAAAUUGAAGAGGCAGAGGCAAGAGAAGUGGAGGAGACGGCCAACUUUGCGAAAAUGUACAAGAAACUCAACCCGGGCUCAGAGAUUUCUCGGAUGGCGGCGGUGCAAGUGAAGACCAAACUCUGUGGCAACUUUGUGCAGCAGCGCCUUCAGCUGAUCAGCGUGCUGCUGGCGGCGGUGUCCAUCGGAGCUCAGGUGGUGUUGCCUGAGGAGAUCGGGACUCAGAAAUUGCCAUUCGGUCAGCUGUUCGAUGUGGAAAAGAUGAAACAGCUGAUUCAGAAGGUCUACACUCGCCACUGGUGCACGCGCAGGACCUUGACGGCCCACCAGACCUGGUGCAGCAACGCCCACAUCCCCGGCAUGCUGACGGCCGCGCAGAUGGCGCAGUUCCUGGCGGAUCGGGAGAUCGUGACCGAGACGUUGUUGUUGUCGAAGAACAUCACGAACUUUCGUGAUGCUCGGGAACUUCAGAACUACGGCGACUUGGUACCGGAGCUUAGGAACUUGGAAGCUGUGUCUGGCUGUGAACGCCUUUGGAGCAAACGCUUUCCCAAUGGAAUCCGAAAGGUGGAUCUGCUCAAGGUGGAUCGUUUGGUGUCCAUCGAGGUGGACUGUCACUUCUACAAGAAGGUCCGCUUUGCAGAGCCGGCGGUGGAGUACAGGAAAUUCUGGAGCAUCACGGACGCCUUGGUCUGGAACACCAAACUUGUGAGGACGCAGGAAGAAUUCCAAAGGAAGCUCUUCCGCGACUUUGGUGCGGUGGCACGCGACAAGGCCAAGUCAUUGGGCUAUAGCCAUCCGGAGGAGCCCAAAUUUGCUGUGCUGAAACUGCCAGAUGAUCCCUGUUCCACCGCGCAUUGCCCUGAUCUCGGCAACAUUUUGCUGUCAGAGGGGGUGCAGCCCGGACUCCCCUUGUAUAUCGCCUUCUCGUCAGCGGAUGCUGUGAAGCAGUACCAAAGCAGGAUGCAGGGCGGAGUGUUGGAGACAGUCUUCACGGUGGUGACCAAAGACAUGUUGGAUCCUGGACAGCACGACGAGACCACUUGGGCAGCACUGGAUUUCAUGACCGCGGAAGGCGCCGGGAUGUUUGUGGGCCCUUCGCGGUCCAUUUUCUCGUCCUUGGUGCUGCUGUCGCGGCAGCGGAUGAAGUUCGAGGCCUUUCACUUCGAUGGGCGCAUCACGAUGCUGGAAGAGGAUGGAAUCCUGAGACCUGAAAAGUCAACGGCGGUCCCCAUGUUGAGGAGUCCCUUGAAAUGGGUGUUCUCAUUGAGUUUGGGAGCAAAAACCAGCAGCGCCUGGAACAUGACUCUGGCAGCUGUGAGAAGCGCCAGCAUCAGCCCUGAAUCCUUGGUCCCGGUCUGUCUGACCGAUGCAGCGCCCAUGUCCGAGUUGGCUCACGGGAUGGUACAGAUGGGAGUCCGAGUGCUCUACCAUCGACCCGACUGGAUGGACAAGAUGAAACCCAUCUUCAAUCGAUGGAAACGCAAGUCGGAUAAAAAGUGGAAAUUCGCAUUUCCCGACUUCGAUGGCACUCGCGGCUCCCUUUUGCGCAUCGACAUCCCCAUUGUUGGAUUCUUGGAUCAUUUUGUCCUCUACACGGAUGUUGAUAUCAUCUUCCAACGUCGCCUGAACUGGGAAACCAUCCUUCAAACAGAUGUGGAGUCCUUCAUGCGCGAAGCCACCGAAGCCACCGAAGCUGGGGAGACCAUCUAUGGAAAGCCGGGAUAUUUGGGUUUGCCAGAAUUCUUCGCUAUGAGUACUGAGUUUCAGCAGAGUUCCAAUCGAGAUAAGAUGGAUACUGGCGUGAUGCUCAUGAAUCUGCGUAAUUUGCAGGGAACCUACCAGAACUUCACGGACUUUCUCUUCGACCCCAACCGCGCUUGGGAAGCUUGGCCAGACUUUAACACCGCUGAUCCAUGUGGCUACAAGUCGUACUAUCGCAACAAAGGUCAGGGUCCAUUCAUGGCAGCUGGUGGUGAGCACCCAGAGCUGGUUGAUUCAGUUGAUCCAAAAGAGUUCAUCGUGAGUUAUGUCAGGAACUGGAAGUUCUACUGGGAGCAGCGUGAUGGUGAUGGAGAUCCAGUGAUCAUGCAUUUCCAUGGGCCCAAAUGCGCCGCCCGGCGAUCGUUGCGGCAACCGGGAUCCUGUGACACGGACAUUGUGCCCUUUGUCUUUGAAGGGGUGAUUCGCUUCGAUCAGUUCCGCAACAUGUUGGAACACUGCAACACGGGCGGCAGAUGCCAGAAGCUCUGCAAAGAGUACCAGGUGCAGCUGGGGAUUUUCGAUGCGCCAUUUGAAAAGGUUCAUUUCGUGUGCUUGGAACACCUGCAGCCAUGCUACUGA